UUUCCCUGCCAUCCUGCACAGGAAAAAGCUCAUUUUCCCUGCCACACGUCCCUGGGGACUCUGAGCACUCAACCUGCGCUGCCAGCCACGCUCCAGCACCUCAGCAGGCAGAGGGACCAGAGGGAUCAAACAGGCUGGAGAUGGAGCUGCUGGCCGUGCUGGGCUGUGCCCUGCUGCUCCCCGGGCUCCUGGGCGAGGACUGUCCAUCCCCCUGCAGCUGCUGGUCCGCGGGGCAGGCGUGGGGCACCGUCGUGGACUGCGGCUCGCGGGGGCUGGCGGCGCUGCCGGCGCUGCCGCGCGCGGCCCGCGGCCUGCGCCUGCACAACAACAGCCUGGCCUCCGUCCCCGCCGGGGCCCUGGACAGCCUGGGCCACCUGCAGGACCUGCAGCUCGGGGACAACCCCUGGCACUGCGACUGCCACAUCCUCUACCUCAAGCUGUGGCUGCAGGAUUUCUCCGCGCCCGCGCUCGCCCGGCUGCGCUGCGCCAGCCCCGCUCACCUGAGGAUGAAACCCCUGGCGCAGCUCACUGGGAAUGAUCUGGGUGUUUGUGCAAGGCUGCUCCCCACCAAGUGCCUCCAGUUCUUCUGGCGAGACCUCGUUUUAAUUGCUGCAGUGAUAAUUACCUUUCUUUUGGCGGCGUGGGCUCUGAAGCUGUCCAAGAAGCUGCUCUGCCAGCUCAGCCUCGGCGGCCGGCGCCUGAGGAGGAGCAUCCCCAAAAGCCACAAGGUUCUCUGAGCUCUGCCCUGCCACCAGCACAGAAACCUCAGACUCCUCCACAGCAAAAAUGCAAGAGCACUGGUAACACUGGUCUGAGCUGAAAAAGCUCAAAGUUUGGGUCCUCAGGCAAGCUGGAUUUAAUUUUUGUCCAGAAAGAAGCUUGGUGAGGUUUGGACAGGCAAGUUUCAUCCUGCUGCCAUCUACUCAUACAAACAGCAGUUCCCACAUUUUUAAAAAUCAUUUAACUUAGCGUUUUCCCACUGAAUUCUCACCUCGUAGAAAGAUUUACACCCCCGAGUCCUACACUUUUUAAUAUAUGGAGAUGAGGCCCAAUUGUGUUAUUUUAACCACUCUUUUCUCACUCAGGCUCUGUGAGUUUACAGCCCAUCACCAUCUCUCGGUGUCCCUGUGGGCUUUGUAGGACAAUUCCUGUUUGCAGAACAGCUCAGGCAUCUCCUGCUCAGGUUCAGGAGCCUCCUGCCACCAGAACCACUGGGAUUAUACAGAGGAGACACUGAAUAUUUCCCUUACUGAAUACAGUUAAAGAUGGACUGGCCAUGAGAAGACAAUCAGCUAAAUAAUUUUAAAUCUCAUUGGAUUUCCUGGAGGGUGAACAACAAUAAAGCAUUCUAUGUGAAACUGAAAUAAUGGAUGCUUAUUGAACAUUCAUAUUGACCCAAAUUUGAUCUCUUUCGUGAUUCUAAACAUUUCUGAUUAAAUUUCUAAGGUAUUUCCAGAACUUGUCCUCUGGAGAUAAUUCUAGACUAUUUCCCCUGUACUUUUCAAUUUUUUAAAAGACAGCCACCAUUCCAUACAAAUGCAGAGUAUUACAGAAAAAAUGCAUUCUGCCAUCCCUCAUGGAAUUUCCUACAUGAUAUUUCUUGUUUCCCCAAAGUGAAAUAAAUCAUUAACACUAAAAGCUUAUCCCUCUCUUCUGUGCCCAUAAAUUAGAUAUGCAUAGAACAGUAAACUGCUUUAUGACAUGGCUUCAAUAGCACAAAUAUUUUGAAAAUGAGA
This is a messenger RNA of Prinia subflava (tawny-flanked prinia), 1736 nucleotides long. RefSeq names its product glycoprotein IX platelet (gene GP9). Lineage: Eukaryota; Metazoa; Chordata; Aves; Passeriformes; Cisticolidae. The transcript is spliced from 2 exons. Bases 141 to 737 code for a protein of 198 amino acids. The record is from RefSeq and is a predicted model, not a curated record.